This is a messenger RNA of Racocetra persica, 342 nucleotides long. NCBI's taxonomy places the organism in Eukaryota, Fungi, Glomeromycota, Glomeromycetes, Diversisporales, Gigasporaceae. The record is from the annotation of a GenBank genome assembly.
CCAAAAAAACGGGCAUUAGAUUCCUAUUCACAAGAUGAAAAAAAUUCCAAAUCUACCAAAUACAAUAGUAGUGAUAGUGCUAGAACUUUCUGGGAAUCAAAUACUAAUUUGUUAGAAGAUUUAUCUCUUAACAACGCCAAAACAUAUAACAAAAUACCUGAUGACCAAGAAAUUCAAAUAUUUUUCUAUUCUGCAACUUGCAAUGGUUCUGUCAGAUUCGGAUUGCCUAAACAUCAUGUUUUGAAUAUUACCAAAGUGUCAAAAGCUAUCAUGCAGCAUAUUUUUCCAAAACAAUUUGGACUUCGUAACGUGUUUGAUCAUGACAAAAAUGGGCAGCCAAGC